AUGUACAACGGCUGCGUCGGCUGCCCGUACAAGACCUUCUCGGCCUUCUACGACUACUACGAGGACUUUGACUACGCCGACAAGUGGGUGAGCGCCGCCCUCGACGGCACCAACAUGGCCUUCAGCAGCGGGCGGCACGGCCCGAACAACUUCGCCACGCUCGGCGACGCCGCGCGGAUCGAGGCGGUCAAGAAGGGGACGGCGUACAUGAACGUGUGGAUGUACGUGAUCCGCGAGUUUGAGGACGCGAUCGACGACUGCGAGAACUGCGCGGACGGUCUGAACUGCAACGAGUUGUCGGACUCGUUCGGGCCGGACAGCCCUCAGUACAAGGCGGUGCACGCGUGGGACGAGGGCGUCGCCUUCUACGCCGGCUCGCUCGAGGGGCCGAACGUGGGUGGCAGCUCGGCCGGCAAGAUGGUUUACCGGCUCGCGGAGAAGCGGUGCGCCAACUUUGACACCUGCGAGUCGGGGAGCACGGGGCUGUCGAACGUCAACAAGGAGCUGCUCGCGGAGUUCACUAAGGGCGAGGCGUACCUCAUGGACGGCAACUGCUCCGCCGUGCGCCCCAUCGUCGACAGGAUCAUCAAGCAGAUGACGGUGCCGCUCGUGCAGGGCUCGCUCCGCUACGCGUACAAGGUCGGCUCGGAUCCGGUCUACGAUGACGUGGGUACGGGUCGGUCGCAGAAGAACGCGGCGGAGGGCGCCGUCUUCACGGCGGCCGUGCUGCCCCUCGUCCACGAGUGCAACGUCGCCGCUGCCAAGACCAUCAGCGACGAGAUGAAGUUCGGCCUGUACGACCAGGGCGACUACCCCGACUUCGCGGCGGUCAAGGCCGCCUUCGAGAGCACCUACGACUGCCUCGGCAUCACUUGCGCCGACGUGGGCGGCCUCUCGCCUGGCGGCGUGGCGGCGGCGUGCGACGGAGCGCCCUCCUGCCUCCCUGACGAUGAACUUGACUACGACGCUGAUGGAGAAUUUCGUCUCGCUGACGCCACAUUCUUAGCUCAGGUCUGGGCUAACCAAUCAUCGUUUACAAACCCAUCGCCGGGGGUCACAAAGCUCCCCCCUUGCAAUGGGGGUGACUUUAACGGCGAUGGGGAUGUCCGCCUCCUAGACGCCGUUCUUUUGGCGCAGUACUGGGCCUUGAACAACCCGAAUAGCCGACGCCGCGCAACGGCGAACGAAUGGUCCGGUGACAGCCCGGGACGCUCGCUCGCGAGCACCAGCACGCACGGUACGAUCGUUGGACGCAAGGACGGGCAAAAGAUGCAACUCUUUGCGUACUCGAGCACGCCCUGGACCACCGUUGAGGUCGCCUUUGCCGACGGCGAGAUCGAGAGCGUCGCCGCCGAGAACGGCCUCACUGCGAUCAUCCACGCGAACAAGAAGCAAGUCGGCAUCGGCGAUCUGUCUGGUUCGGGCGCCACCCACCCUUCCGGCCUCGCCAUGACCGUCACCUUCAGUCCUGACACGGACAUGGACAGCGUUCGCAUCGACUUCUCGUCGGAAGUGACCGCGAUUGUCCACGCCAUCGCCCAAGUGCAGGAUGUUGGGCCAGGCCCCGCCGGCCUCUUGUUCCACUGA
Molecule: messenger RNA, 1587 nt
Organism: Emiliania huxleyi CCMP1516
Lineage: Eukaryota; Haptophyta; Isochrysidales; Noelaerhabdaceae
Gene: DOC2
Product: Dockerin-containing protein
Exons: 1
Coding region: 1-1587 (528 amino acids)
Biological process (GO): polysaccharide catabolic process
Source: RefSeq, a predicted model, not a curated record